GGAGCUGGGAGACAGUAGACAGGCGUCGUAAGCAAGCGAUGCUCCUUUGAAAUGUAUUUAUUUUAGAACGAUUUAUCGUAACUUGACACAAUUAUAUAUCUCCUGACAAUUUUACCUGCUCUUAUCCUAAUAGAACAGUUUGCGUUUUUAGUCUAAGCAUAGCCUUUCGUGUUAUGCGUGAGCUGGAAAGGGUCAACUGGAUCCAGGAGUGUUUUUGAUGAAGACAUCUGGCGUUUUAAUCGUUAGGCGUUAAACGGACCGCGCGCUCCGAGUCGCCUCAGCGGGUCACGUAUCUCGGAAUCAGACGGAGCGUCUUUACUGAGGCUGGUGGAUCAAAGCCAUGCUGUCGCUGGACGAGCCCCUGGACUUGAAGAUUCCCUCUGGCCGUGACAGGAUGCUCAGGACGUCCAUCUGUGCCCCGCUGCACUUUUCUCGUGCUCGAAUAUCCCGUGCAUUGCACAAUCCCAAAAGCCCUGAUGCAGCUGACAAGGACAUGUCAGAUUCUUCAUCGUCCACGGUGGUAGAUCUGAGUCUGUCUCCAUCUUCCUCUCCCUCACCACCCUCUCCUAUAGACAGUGGCUCCAGCUGGAGCCCCACAGCGCCUCUUCUGGCCUCAGAAUCUGAAAGCACCACAUACCAUGAGGACAGCGCCUCUCCUCCUCCAGGUUUCCAGUUCUUUCUGCCAAUUGGUGCAGAGGGUCCCCUGCACCUACCCUCCUCAAUGCUGAUUGGUCAGCACUCCCCUGAGCCCUCGAGUGAUGAACAGCUGGCCUGCCGCUGGCUAAAGUGCCAUCUGCUGUUCGAGAGCCUGCAGGAUCUGGUGGACCAUGUGAAUGACUCACAUGUGAAAGCAGAGAAGAAUUCAGGAUACUGCUGCCACUGGGAGGGCUGCGUGCGCAAGGGAAGAGGAUUUAAUGCCAGGUACAAGAUGCUGAUUCAUAUCCGCACACAUACCAACGAGAAACCUCAUCACUGCCCUACCUGCCACAAGAGUUUCUCACGCCUAGAGAACCUGAAGAUACACACCCGCUCACACACAGGAGAGAAGCCAUACAUCUGUCCUUACGAAGGCUGCAACAAGCGCUACUCAAACUCCAGCGACCGCUUCAAACACACGCGCACGCACUACGUCGACAAACCUUACUGCUGCAAAAUGGUGGGCUGUCUGAAGCGCUACACUGACCCCAGCUCUCUCCGCAAACACAUCAAGGCACACGGCCACGCUGUAGUGCAGGAACGUGCUGCCUUGCCCAGAACCAACAGGCUGGACGGUGCCUCAUCGAUGGAUGGCCGACAGAUGGAUCGACCUUACCCCGGAGCGGCUCGUUUUGUCCUACCGGGUGCGGCAACAACCUUAUUUGGGAAUCACGCCUUCGCUGGGCCCCUUAGCAGUCACCCCCUGGAUCUGUCCAUGCUCAGUCUGCUUUUAGGAGCUGGGCCGGUGCUGUACCCCAACUCUGGUGCUCUUGGGCUUGGAAAGGUGCCUAUCCUGCACCCCUUGUUGUUGCCGCCAUUCGGUCUCGGUGUGGGUCAAACUGAAAGAGCAGUUGAAGAAGAUGGUGAUGUUGAUGAUGAAAAUGAAGGCAGGAUGGGAGCAGAACGAGGCUCUCACUCAUGGGUAAUGAUCCCUCCGGGCGUGCUGUUCUUGAAACAGAUGGCAACCACGUAAAGAGACUCAUGGGCCUUGUUCACACUGCACACCAAUCUGAUUUGGAUUUCAAAGCAGAUUACGGUGUCAUUUUGUGACUGCUGAAAUCAGAUUGGUUAUGUUAUGUCCCAAAAAAACUACUUGGAAAAAUGAUUGUUGAGAGUUUAGAUUUUAAUUGGAUUUUGAACUGUUCACGAAUUUGGUGUGAAUCCAGUUUGUCUGUUCUCCGUUCACACUACAAAAGCUAAACUGGUUUGAGUCAGGUAUGCCAAAAAAUGCUUCUUUUGAUUCUAAACAAGGCCUUAUGGGCCGUUUACACCAAUAACUAUAAUGUUUUAAAUGAAUCAAAUUAUAUUGUUGGAAUCACUUUCAGAAUGAUCCAUUUUUCCAGCUGAUAAAAAAUUGACAGCCAGUCAGAAUCCACCCAACUUUAAAGAGUUUAUGUGAACGCUAUUAUAGUUAUCGAUAUAGUUAUCUUUAUAGUCAUUGUUCAUGGUGUGAACGAGCCAUUCACUAUAGUACUUGCAAUUUACAAGGAAGGAAGUGUUGGCUUUUAAGGGAAUCAUCUGGGAGAGUACAGAUACAGAAUGUUUAAAUAGGCAAAACAAAGUUAAUUCAAAUACUGACUUUUUGUCAGUACUUCUUGAUACAGCGACCAAUAUUCAUGUACCAUCUGUGCACAAUAUCAAUCAGUAUGUCAUGAAAGACGUCAGAAUGUAUGUAAUGUGAAUGUGAUGUCUGACAAGAAAUUCAGAGAAGGUGGUGCUUCAUAAUUAAUAGUAUGCCCUUGAUUUACAUAGUAGUCUCCUGGAGACUAUUGACAGUGACCAAACAGAGAACAGGAUGUGAUAUGAAAAGCAUACAUAUGACAUUUGACAAUGAAUUGGCCGGAUAUGUUCAUUUCCUGGUGGUGGAUGAGGAGACCCCCCUCCCCCACAAUGUA
Sinocyclocheilus rhinocerous is the source of this 2591-nucleotide messenger RNA. Its product is annotated as zinc finger protein GLIS2-like. Gene Ontology annotation, biological process: regulation of transcription by RNA polymerase II. Bases 341 to 1669 code for a protein of 442 amino acids. The record is from RefSeq and is a predicted model, not a curated record. Gene Ontology annotation, cellular component: nucleus. Gene Ontology annotation, molecular function: DNA-binding transcription factor activity, RNA polymerase II-specific; RNA polymerase II cis-regulatory region sequence-specific DNA binding. Lineage: Eukaryota; Metazoa; Chordata; Actinopteri; Cypriniformes; Cyprinidae. The transcript is spliced from 7 exons.